AUGACUCCUCUGCCCUCCAAUACAGACUAUCGAGCACAGAAGUGUAACUGGCACUUCAUCCAGCUUCUGACAACUCUGAAGUCCCCACAUGGCAGCGUGGUGCACUGUGCUGCCAUGAGGCGGAUUGCUGUGGCAUGCAUGCAGCAUGUAGAAUGCAGCAUGUUUGCGUUGUAUCACAGCACAGUGACCACUGUGUUGUCCCCACAUGGCAGCGUGGUGCACUGUGCUGCCAUGAGGCGGAUUGCUGUGGCAUGCAUGCAGCAUGUAGAAUGCAGCAUGUUUGCGUUGUAUCACAGCACAGUGACCACUGUGUUAAUGCAGUCUGCAGUGGUGCGAGAGUGCUUGGUGCUCAGUAUCUGGCUUUUCUCCGCUGUCCAGGCAGAAAAACGCUUCAAAGAUAUGGCAGAGUUCGGAAGGACUGGCCACAACUACCACAUACGUGGCUGGUCCCCAGACAGCAGCUCUUGGGAUGAGAAGCUUUAUCCUGCCUGGAAAUCUGGGGAUCCCAGAUGGGAGAACUGCUGGAGAGGUGGCAAAGUAGUGGCGCUGUUGACCAGUGACAGUCCUGCACUGAUAGGGUCAAAUGUUACGUUUGCUGUGACUCUGCAGUUUCCCAGAUGUCAAAAAGAGAAUGAAGAUGGGGAUAUAGUCUAUGAACGAGGGUGUGGAAAUGUUACCUUUAGUGAUCAGUAUGUGUAUAACUGGACCAAAUGGAUACCCUUCUGUAAUGAAGGAAACUGCAGUUUUCCCAACAAGUUUCCAGAUGGAAGACAAUUUCCUCACCACCAUGACUGGAGGCGCCAUAACUUCAUCUAUGUUUUCCAAACACUGGGUCAAUACUAUCAGACAACUGGAAAAUCUAUGGCUGCACUGUCAAUUAAUACUACAAACAUCACAGCUGGUGCACAGGUGAUUGAGGUGACUGUGUUUACAAGAGGCUAUAAAAGGCAUCAUCCUGUUGCUAAAGCAAGCGGCAUGUACAUUGUGACAGAUCAAAUUCCAUUCUAUGUGAACAUUUCCCAGAAAAAUGACAAGAAUUCCUCUGACCACCUCUUCAUCAAAGAUUCUCCAAUUGCAUUUGAUGUUAAAAUUCAUGACCCAAGUCAUUACCUCAUGACAUCUACAUUUUCUUUCAACUGGAGCUAUGGUGAUGGCAGUGGAUCCUUUGUUUCCAAUAACCCAGUCUCCACUCAUACUUACACCUUGUCUGGGAACUUCAGCCUGAACCUAACCAUCAAAGCUGCUGUUCCAGGACCCUGUAAACCAGUUACACCUACUCCCCUUCCUACAACACAGGCACCAACUACACAGUUGCCAACAACCACCAUGCCUCCUACCACUGCAAAUUCAACCGGAAACUCAACUGAAUUGCCACCCUUUGAAACUGAAACCUUUCCACUAAAUACAGAAGAACAUAAUUAUAGUACCAAUGCUAUCCCUACUACCCAUACUAUCGCCACAACCUAUACAACUACAGUGCCCACUACCCCUGUUCCUGGAUGCUUUAUCUACAGAUAUGGCGACUACAGCACCAAAAUUACAGUUACAGAUGGCAUCUUAAGUGUGAAUAUUAUUGAAAUGAACACUAUCAAAGUGUCCUCCCAAGCUGAAAACGCUUUAAUUGAUUUUGUGGUGUCUUGUGAAGGCAGCUUGCCUACAGAUGCUUGCACAAUUGUUUCAGAUGCUUCUUGCAUGAUUCCUCAGAACAUGGUAUGUGAUGAGGUCCCAGCUUCAGACCAGUGUCUACUGACCCUACGAAGAACAUUUGCAGAGCCAGGAUCAUACUGUGUCAAUAUUACACUAAGUGAUGAUGCAAGUCUAGCUCUUGCUAGUACCCUGGUCUUUGUAGAUGGUGGCUCCGGAACAAAUACUGUCUACGUUGUCCUGACUAUGUUUGGAUUGGCUGUCCUUGUUGCCACAGUGGUCGCUAUCAUUCUGUACAGGAAAUCCAAAGAGUAUAAGCCCAUAAGAAAUGCUACAGAUGAAAGCGGUGUUCAGAUCAGUGUGUACUUCAGACAAGUCAAAGAGACCUUCUUUCAUGGAAACAAUGAGCAUGAUCCACUUCUGAAAAACAAAGCUGGAAUUGUAUAG
Messenger RNA from Nanorana parkeri, 2091 nucleotides. RefSeq names its product protein QNR-71-like. The record is from RefSeq and is a predicted model, not a curated record. Gene Ontology annotation, molecular function: integrin binding. Gene Ontology annotation, biological process: cell adhesion. NCBI's taxonomy places the organism in Eukaryota, Metazoa, Chordata, Amphibia, Anura, Dicroglossidae. The transcript has 14 exons. Bases 1 to 2091 code for a protein of 696 amino acids.